UUAUCAUCACACUCCUCCCUUCCCCUGGUCUUUCCUGCUUUCAGCUGCAGGAAAGGAAACAGAAACCAGCCUGUGGGAGGGUCCAGCACUCUAGACUUUAAACAGCAGCUGAUUCACGAGAAACAAGAGACAGUGGCAGAAAGGAGCAAGCAAGCAAGACACCCACCCUCAGAGCAACUAAAGGCUUCCAUUGGCUGUUCAUGGAACCCCAUCAGCAAAACAGAAGAGGAGGUGGUAGAAACAAUCAGCCUUGGAGAAAUGAAAGGGACCAUCAUGGUCAUGAAGCUGGGGCCCAUCAGGAAAACCAGAGAAGAAGAAACCAGAAUCAAGAAGCAGGGCAAAAUCACAGAGCCAACCAACAAAGGCCAGGGGCAAACAGAGCAGCAGGAGGUAGAGAUGGAAACAAUGGUCCUUUUCGAAACCAGAACCCCCAGCAGCAGCAGAGAAAUCAAGGACGACAGGGAAAUGGAGCUGGGGGCCACCAAGAAAACUGGAGAAGAAGAAAUGAGAAUCAAGAUGCAAGGCAGAAUCAUAGAGACAACCAGCAGCAGAAUGUUAGGCGUCUGGGCUAUAAAGCUGUAGAGGCCUUGUUAGAUAAGGAGCCCUCAGAAGUAGUCAUCACACUAGCAUCACACUCUGGCCUUGGAGAACUGCUUUCACUCACAAAUCUGAAGCCAAACUUUGUAGAGCUGCUCUGCAAAGUUUUUUGUAGAGCUUGCAGCUCAAAGCUAGAUCGCCUGAGCAUCCAGCACCUUCUGGGGCAGGUCAAGUCCUCUCACUUCCUAAAUAUCUGCCUGCCAAAAUAUGUGGUUGAAAUGAUGACAGAUCAUGUUCAGGAGAGACGUAACCGCUACCCAGAGCACAUUUCCAAUAUACUUAGACUCUUGCAAGAACUGAUGAGCAUCUUCCCAGCAAGUACUGUUGUGGAGACAUCAAUGUUGUUAUCCCUUCUCCCUGGCUCUAUUAAUGCUCUACGUUCAUCUGGAGUUGAAAUUGGAGCGGAAAUUGAACAAAGCCUGGAAAGGGUAUCUGAUUUAGGCAGACACUUGCAAGAUAAAAAGAGGGAGGGAACAUUGCGUGUGGACACACAUAUAACUAUUGGCACAGAGAUCCCUGCUGGGAAUUACAGAACAAUGAGUGUGUACCCCAGCUUUAAUGAGAUUCAUCAAGGUGAAAAGCCUUUUCUCCGGCCAAAUACACUUAACUGUAAAUAUGAAAGCACCGCCCUCUACUUGGACACUCACUUUCGUCUCUUGCGUGAAGACUUUGUGCGCCCUUUGAGGGAUGGGAUCCAAGAGCUCCUUAUGUACCAUGAUGAUAAUGCCUCCCACAAGAGGAAGUUUGAUGACAUUCGGAUUUACUUUGACACAAGAAUUAUUUCUCCUCUGUGCACAUCAUUAGGUAUUGCAUACAAGGUGCACUUCGACACCACUCCAUUAAAGAUGGUGCGAUGGCAAAACUCUAAAAGGCUGCUAUAUGGAUCUCUGGUCUGCCUUUCCAAGGACAACUUUGAAACCUUUCUCUUUGCCACAGUAUCCAAUCGUGAUGCUGCAGAGCUUGCCAAUGGGGAGGUACAGUUGCAAUUCAGUGAGCUGAGCCGAGCUCUUCUUGCACAAACUCAGCCAAAUGACUCCUUCCUUAUGGUGGAGACCACAGCGUAUUUUGAGGCCUAUCGCCACGUCUUAGAAGGGUUGCAAGAAAUAGAUGAUCAGGAUGUCCCAUUUCAAAAAUACAUUGUAGAUUGCCAGAAUCAAGUGAGGUCUCCUCUGUAUCUUGACAUGGGAAUUUCAUAUGAUCUCUCUUGCCUGAUUGCUGAAAACAGUGAUAAAGCCAGGAUAAGGAAGAACAUUAACAUCCUGGAGUCCAGAGAGUGGCCUUCCAUGGAUGUUCUUGGCUUUGAUGAAUCUCAGAUGGAGGCUGUACAGCUAGCACUGACGAAGGAGUUGGCUAUCAUCCAGGGGCCUCCAGGCACAGGGAAGACGUAUGUUGGACUGAAAAUUGCAAGAACCCUUCUUUCUAACUCAGAUGCUUGGCAGUUUGAAGGCCGCUGCUACCCUGUGCUUGUUGUGUGCUACACAAAUCAUGCACUCGAUCAGUUCCUAGAGGGAAUCCAACACUUCCUGGGCAAGGGAAUAGUGCGAGUGGGUGGAAGAAGCAACAGUGAGGUUCUAAAGCAAUUCACUCUUCGGCAGCUAAGAGCCAGUCCAGACUUCCACAGAAAUGUCCCCCCUCAUCUUCGUAGGGGUUAUUUUGAAAUCAAGCAGAGUAUGAAGGAGUCUGAGCAAAAGCUUCAGGAGGGGGCGCAACUCCUGCAGUGCUCUGUGUCUGGUAUAAUCCACGAGAGAUUCCUGGAAAAUUACAUGAAAGCAGAGCAUUGGGACAGUCUUCUGAGCAUUGAGGAGGAUGACGAUUUCUGUUUCCAGAAUAGCCGUGGGAAACCGUCUGCGAUCGUGGAGUGGCUAGCUUUGGGUGUCACCCCAUAUGCUCGUACCCCAGACCUCAAUGGAGCAGGGGCACAGCCCCAGGAUCUCCAAGAAGAAGAAGAGGAAGAAGUAGAAGAUGAGGAGGAUGAGCUGAUUGAGAUUCCAGAGGAAGCAGACAUCAUUCAGGCAGAGCGUGUGCUUGAUGGUGAUGAGGAGGCAGCAAGACCAAAGAGGAAAGACACGAAUGAUGUUAGAGAACUGGCAGAUUUAUUGCUUGCAAUGUCCUUGGAAAACAAGGAGCAAAGUGAAAAUGCUGUGGAGACGGGCGAAUGGGAGUUCACUAGGAAGCAAAAGAAGAAGAGCAAGAAAAAGGUGAAGAAUGAAUUGAGGAAACUUGAUUCAAUGACAGCAGAAGAGGCUGACCAGGUGACAGAUAUUUGGCAUCUGAACAUUAGGUCACGCUGGAGGCUUUACAGAUUCUGGUUACACUGUUACCAGUUAGGAAUACGCCAGAAAAUCCUAUCCCACGAGGAGAAGUACCAGGAACAUGCCGAUCGGUUGGCAGAGUUGAGGGUACAAGAAGAUUUAGUUAUCCUAAAACAUGCCCAGGUCAUUGGCAUGACAACCACAGGAGCUGCCAAAUAUCGUAAAAUACUGCAGGAAGUGAAGCCGCGAAUUGUCAUUGUGGAAGAAGCAGCAGAAGUUCUGGAAGCCCAUAUCAUAACCACCCUCAGCUCUGCAUGCCAGCAUCUGAUCCUCAUUGGGGAUCAUCAACAGCUGAGGCCCAGUGCGAAUGUUUAUGAUUUGGCAAAGAACUUUAACCUGGAGGUGUCGCUGUUUGAGCGUCUCAUCAGAUCCAACCUGCCAUUUGUCCGUCUAAACUAUCAGCAUCGCAUGCGGCCUGAGAUCGCUCGGCUCCUCACUCCUCACAUCUACAAAGAACUGGACAAUCACCCAUCUGUGCUCAAUUAUGAAAGCAUCAAGGGAGUCUCCACCAAUCUUUUCUUUGUGGAACACAACUUUUUAGAGCAAGAAAUAAAAGAUGGAAAAAGUCAUCAAAACAUGCACGAGGCUAAAUUCAUAGUUGAACUCUGCAAGUACUUUCUCUGCCAGGAGUAUAAGCCAUCUCAGAUCACCAUCCUCACCACAUACACAGGCCAGCUCUUCUGCCUCCGCAAGCUUAUGCCUGCCAAAAAGUUCUCUGGUGUGAAGGUGCAUGUGGUGGACAAGUACCAAGGUGAAGAGAAUGAUAUAAUCCUCCUUUCGCUGGUACGCAGCAAUAAAGAGGGAAGAGUUGGCUUUCUUCAAAUCUCUAAUCGAAUUUGUGUGGCACUCUCCAGGGCAAAGAAAGGACUUUUCUGUAUUGGCAACAUGGGAAUGCUGGGAAAAGUGAAUUUAUGGAGCUGCAUCAACCUUACUUUGCGACAAAGGAAUCAAAUCGGUGAUUGCCUUAUGCUUUGUUGCCAGAACCACCCAGAUGUGCGCACCCCAGUUAGAACUGCUGAUGACUUCAAAAAGGUGCCUGAAGGGGGCUGCACUAAGAAGUGUGAAUUCAGGCUGGACUGUGGACAUGUUUGCACCCGCGUGUGCCACCCCUAUGACCCUGAGCACAAAGAGUAUCAAUGCAAUAAGCCUUGCCAAAAGAUACUCUGUGAGGAGGGACACCGGUGCAAAAAAACAUGCUUUAAACCCUGUGGGCCAUGCAUGGAGUUGGUACCAAAGAAUAUGCCAUUGUGUGGGCAUGUGCAAAUGGUGCCAUGUAGCAUCCCAGUUAGAACCUUCUGCUGUGAAAUACCCUGUACCAAGUUCCUGAGUUGUGGUCAUCAGUGUGGCAAACUCUGUGGAGAAGAAUGUGAAGACCACUGCAUACAGGAUGUCGAAGCAGAACUAAAAUGUGGGCACAUUCAGAAAAUUAAGUGCUGGAAAAAACGUGAUAUAGAAUUUGGAAUGCCAGUGCAAUGCAGAAAACCUUGCCAUGCAACACUGAGCUGUGGACACAAAUGUCCUGGUAACUGUCACUCAUGUACUCAGGGACGGUUCCAUGUUACCUGCCGUCACCCAUGCAAGCGUCUUCUAAUCUGCUCGCAUCCAUGCCAGGAGCCAUGCACAAAUGAGUGUCCUCCCUGCAACAGGGUGUGUCGGAACCGUUGCAUUCACAGUCAAUGCAAAAAGAAAUGUGGAGAAAGAUGCACCCCGUGCAUGGAGCCCUGCGAUUGGAAAUGUGAGCACUACACGUGUGGAAAACUAUGCUCCGAGCCAUGUGAUCGCCCACCCUGUGAUGUUGCCUGUGCUAAGAAACUAAAGUGUGGACACACCUGUAUUGGACUAUGUGGAGAGCCAUGCCCUUCAAAAUGUCGUGCAUGCGAUACGGAAGAGAUAACACAAAUCUUCUUUGGUACUGAGGAAGAGCCUAAUGCUUGUUUCAUACAACUAGAAGACUGUGGUCAUAUCUUUGAAAGAUCGGGCAUGGAUCACUAUAUGACAACAAAUAAUUUGUCCCAAGAAGGAAUCAAUAUCAAGCUUAAGGUGUGCCCUAAAUGUCAGGUCCCUAUCAGAAAAAAUCUGCGAUAUGGCACAUUUAUUAACAGAACUCUGGAUGAGAUCGAGCAAGUCAAGAAAAAAAUACAGGGUCCAGAAUAUGAAAGGGCAGAAACUCAGCAAAGACUAAAAGAUUCUUUGCAACAGAUGGUUCAGUUUAGGAGAACACUUUCUGUGGAAUAUCUUGAUCUGAAGCUGGCUUUGGAAAACUCAGACAUAUCGCUUAGGGAACUGUUCAAACUGGAGAACACUUCUUGGUUUUAUAAAAAGUUAGCAGAACUCUUUUCUAACAUACAUAAAGUAGAUGAGAAAGAGAAAGCCCAACUUAAAAAUCGUCUGCUAGAAAUUAAGGGCUGGGUGGGGAGAACCAGAUCCUCCUUCACCAAACAAGAGGUCUUGGACCUGCAAAACGAACUCAGACGUUUCACUUUCCUCUUGGAACUGCUUGCCAGAUGCAAGUCAGCCUGGAGAAUUAGCCCUGAAAAUCAAAAUGAAAUAGAGCUUUUAAGGAAAAUUUUAGAAGGAAACAAAAGGUUCACCCAGGAGGAUGAGCAGUUAGUAAAGGGUAAGCUGAAGGAGCUGGAGAAGAACCUUCCAUGCUCUGGUCUUGGGAUAAGCGAGGAUGAGCGGAUUAUGAUUGUAAAGGCUAUUGGACUGCAGCAAGGUCACUGGUUCAAAUGUCCCAAUAACCAUGUGUAUGUCAUAACAGAAUGUGGAGGAGCAAUGGAGCAGUCUAAAUGUCCCGAAUGUAAGGAGAUCAUAGGUGGCACACAGCAUAACCUUCACCGUACAAACCGUCUGGCCCCUGAAAUGGAUGGAGCACGUCAUGCAGCUUGGUCUGAUACUGCAAAUAACAUGAUGAAUUUCGAAGAAUUGCAAAGAGAACUGGACAACUUGGAACUGAACUGAAAGUUCAACAGCCAAAUGCAAGACUACUGAAUAAUAAGAUA
Xenopus tropicalis (tropical clawed frog) is the source of this 5911-nucleotide messenger RNA. It is a transcript of the gene znfx1, whose product is annotated as zinc finger NFX1-type containing 1. The transcript has 15 exons. Lineage: Eukaryota; Metazoa; Chordata; Amphibia; Anura; Pipidae. Gene Ontology annotation, molecular function: zinc ion binding; helicase activity; ubiquitin protein ligase activity. The coding region runs from base 201 to 5870 and encodes 1889 amino acids. The record is from RefSeq and is a predicted model, not a curated record. Gene Ontology annotation, cellular component: nucleus; cytosol.